Molecule: messenger RNA, 2764 nt
Organism: Loxodonta africana (African savanna elephant)
Lineage: Eukaryota; Metazoa; Chordata; Mammalia; Proboscidea; Elephantidae
Product: rho GTPase-activating protein 20-like
Exons: 14
Coding region: 355-1704 (449 amino acids)
Biological process (GO): regulation of Rho protein signal transduction; signal transduction
Molecular function (GO): GTPase activator activity
Source: RefSeq, a predicted model, not a curated record
UUUGAUAUUUAGGGUGGGAAGUUCAGUGUUCAAUGAACUAAAAGAAAGCAGACUCUAUCACUGUUAUUCCAUUUGCAGGUUUUUGUGAAAUAAAGAAAUACCAAUGGUACUUUGGAAGAAAUUAAGCAGCUAUUGUAAAGGAAAAGUCGUUCCACUGAGGUGGACACCCACAGUGAGACAACUACGUUAUCUGAAGGCCCCAAUCGUACCCUGCUGAUUCAUGGCCCUGUGGAAUUCAAAAGAGGCUGGAGAAGGCAGAAGCGACACCUCUUCCUCUUCAGUGAUUUGUUGCUUGUGUCUAAUUCCAAGUAUAGAAAGACCUUCAAAAUUAAAGACAAAAUACCACUGAACACCAUGUGGAUGACAGACUGUGAUGACACCAAUGCCAAGAGGUCCCUUGUUUUGGGCUGGCCCACCGUGAACUUCACAGCCACCUUUAGUUCUUCAGAACAAAAGGAACAAUGGCGCUCUUCCCUUCGAAGGUACAUCAAUCUAGCCAAAGAGAAAGACCACCCGAAGAGCAUUCCCCUGAAAAUCUUUACUGAGGACAUCGAGAACUGUGCCUGUCCUAUAAGUUUAACAGUAACAAAUUCAGAUACAACCAACGACAUUAUCGAGAAGUCACUACCAAUGCUCGGAAUAAAUGGCUCUAAGAGUGAUUACCAGUUGUGGGUCAGUUCUGGCAAGAAAGAGGCCCCAUUCCCACUCAUUGGACAUGAGCAUCCCUAUGGAAUAAAAAUGAGCCAUCUUCAAGCCACUGCACUCCUGCCACACCGCCCAAGGGGCUCCACAUCUCCAUCCACCCUCCAGGAGCCCUUCUUACUGGAGCAGCCAUUUCCAGAGAUGGAAGGUCAGUUCGUCCUACAGCCCAGGUGCUCACUGAAGGGCCAGGAACAGAAAGAUGCAGGCCAGAAGACAGGUGAAAAGAAAUGGCCUGUGGUGAAUUGGGCCUUUCGGCGGAACCCCAGCACUUGCCAGGACAACGUGUGCAGGGCUCUACCAUCCCCCGAGCCAGGGAAGCUCUUUGGGGUUUCACUCAAGGAUGUUUGUCCCAGUGAUGACCUGCCCUCUCCUCUCCGGGAAAUGCUUUUCUUUCUUAACCAAAAAGGGCCUCUGACAGAGGGCAUCUUCAGAAUAUCGGCCAGUAUCAGAGCAUGUGGAGCCCUCAAGCAGAAACUAAACUCAGGAGAGAAGGUGAAUUGGGACGAUGAGUCGGUUUUGGUAGUAGCGUCUGUCUUAAAGGAUUUUUUUAGGAACAUCCAGGAAAGUGUAUUUUCGUCUGGUCUGUAUUGUCAGUGGCUUGCUGUUAUUGAUGAAGGGAAUGAGGAGGAGAAAAUAACUGGAAUCCAGAGGCUUUUAGACCAACUUCCAAAAGCCAAUGUUGUUCUCCUGCGAUACCUUUUUGGGGCUUUACACAACAUUGAACAACAUUCUGCAUCGAAUCAGAUGACUGCAUAUAAUUUAUCAGUCUGCAUCGCCCCAAGCAUUCUUUGGUCUUCUACUUCCUGCAGCCCAGGACUGGAAAAUGAAUUGACAAAAAAGAUUUCUCUUGUACAAUUUGUUAUCAAAAAUUGCUUGAAAAUAUUUGGAAAAGACAUCACUUCCCUCUUGGAGGAAAGCUCAAUGAUCACAACAAUGAGUUGUGAUUGUUCAGAGAAGGCUUCAGAAGUAACACGGAGCAGCCUCUUGAAUCCAAGCCGAUAAGAGUUAUACUGAUUUACAGAAAGAGACAACUGCGGGAUUCUGCCCAGGCCCCUUCUGACGUGGACCAACUACCUGUCACCAUUUUCUGAGUCCCUGAAGAUUAGAACAUCCAUAAUCAUAUUGGACUCUUCCAUAUCACUCCUAUCUAUAAGACACCACUGAGAGCUGUUGUGUUUUCCAAAAUGUUUACAGGGCUUUGCUGAAUUUGGAUUAAAUCCUGAGAUGCUGUUCAGAAAUAAGCAAAUUUCUUGGCGCAAGAAUGAACCAGGAAUUCGAACUGAUUUGAAAUGCUUUGUCAGGGACACGGAAACAAAGACAGCCCUAUGUGUUGCACCGCAACCAAAUCUCUUGCCUGUGAGAUUUUGACCCUGGUAGGAAACCCUGCUCAAAAAUGUGGUGCUGCUUUGAAUGUGUGUCGCUCUCCACAGUCGUGCCAGGAAUCCAGUCUCCAGCAUCAGCCUCCUGGUUUCCUGAUGCUAGAGCUUCCUGAUGCGGGAGAUUGGAUUAUUGGCAGAACUGUGGAGAACAGCGCACAUUCAAAGCAGCGCCAUCAAGAGCCAUCUUUGAGGGGGGCACUGUCACCUGUUUCCUACUCAGGACAAAAUCCCACAACAAGAUCUGAUUGCUGUGCAACCAUAAGCUUUCCUUGUUUCCCUUGUCCAUGACUGAAGCCUAUCAACUCGGUUCAAAGCCCUGCCUUGCCUCCAUCACUCUAACGGAACUGUUUCAAACCAGUUUGAAGCCCUAGAUGAACAGAAGUCAUCUUAAACUCUGGUAUCUUUACAUCAUUUGUUUUUAUUUGGAACACUGAACAAAAAAUGAGCUCCAUAACUCUUCAUAGCUCUCUUUGAGCUUUCCUUUCCUUGAUCCCACAUACUCAUAUUUGAGAAAAUCUUUCCACAAAAUCUCUGUUCUAUCUUUCCAUUCCUACUAUAUUAUUUAUGUUACUUAGAUAUUAUUGUUAUUUAGAUAUUAUUAUAUAUUUAUCAUAAUUUAUGUAUUCUUGUAAUAAAAACAACUCCAAAAUCUAGUGGCUCAGACCACCAUUUUAUUUGCCUCA